GUUCUGCUGAUGUUGAAUUUUGCCAUCUUGUACAGUUUAGCUCGAGCUUGUUUGACAGAGUCGUAGAAAGAAAUUCUUUAUUGCGCUUGGAUUCGCAACCAACAUGGCGCCGAAAUACCUCACCGGCGACAGCCAGGCGAUCAAGGACUUUAUCGACAAGUUUGAUGUCUUUCUUUUUGACUGCGAUGGAGUAUUAUGGUCUGGUGAUAUUGUCUUCAAGGGAACCGUCGAGACCCUAGAAAUGUUGAGGAGCAAAGGAAAGCAGGUUGUUUUUGUUACCAACAAUAGUACCAAAUCGCGACUUGAUUACAAGAAGAAACUAGACAAAUUGGGCGUUCCUGCUUCUCAUGAAGAGGUCUUUUCUUCGUCCUACAGCGCCGCUGUUUAUAUUUCUCGAAUCCUGAACCUACCCCCCAACAAACGGAAAGUCUUCGCCAUUGGGGAAACCGGUAUCGAACAGGAACUCCAGGCGGAAAACAUUCCGUACAUCGGCGCCACAGAUCCCACUUACCGCCGUGACAUCACUCCUGAAGACUACAGCAAAAUCACCGCUGGCGACUCUUCCCUUCUGGACCCAGAGGUCGGCGUUGUCCUCGUCGGGCUAGACUUUCAUAUCAAUUACCUCAAAAUCUCCCUGGCAUAUCACUACAUCCGGCGCGGCGCGAUUUUCCUAGCCACCAACAUCGACAGCACGCUUCCAAAUGCGGGAAGCCUGUUCCCUGGUGCAGGCACAAUUAGCGCUCCCCUGAUCCGCAUGCUGGGUGGCAUCGAGCCGACAUCUCUGGGUAAGCCGAGUCCCGAGAUGAUGAUGGCGGUUGAGGGGAAGUUUAAAUUCGAUCGACGUCGAGCAUGCAUGGUGGGUGAUCGGUUGGACACCGAUAUCAGAUUUGGAAUCGAGGGGGGACUAGGUGGAACUCUGGGGGUUUUGACUGGUGUUUGUUCCAAGGCCGACUUUGAAACUGCGACUCUGCCGCCAAUGGCGUAUGUGGAUACGCUAGGAGAUUUGCUUAACGGAACAGCAUAGGCGGUCUCUGCUAUGCAAUUCUGGGGUUUAUUCCUACCUGUUCAUUACAUCCAUGCAUAUGUUUUGGAUGAGACC
This is a messenger RNA of Coccidioides posadasii C735 delta SOWgp, 1099 nucleotides long. RefSeq lists its product as uncharacterized. Lineage: Eukaryota; Fungi; Ascomycota; Eurotiomycetes; Onygenales; Onygenaceae. The record is from RefSeq and is a predicted model, not a curated record. Gene Ontology annotation, molecular function: phosphoglycolate phosphatase activity; alkaline phosphatase activity.